CUCCCCUCCUCCUCCUCCUGUCCACUGUGAAUAAUCCCCCCUUGGACGGAGACAGCGAGAGGGGCGCUCACCGAGGCGCUCGGCAUCACCUCCGCGGCAACAGCAUCAGCACCAGCAUCAGCAACGCUGGGAUCCCCGGAGCACCCCGGCUCCCCGGCCGCCACGAUGAAGAUGGUCAGCAGUGACAAGAACGGAUUUUCCUUCAAGAAGUGCUCGGCGUUCCAGUUCGUCAAGAGGAAGGUGCGUCGAUGGAUACGGAACCCAAAGGUGAACAUGGAAAAGGGUCAGAGCAAAGCCUUCCUGUACCCAGGUAGCAAAUGUCAAAUGGACCAGGACCUCUGGUACACACAGUUCCCCCCUUAUGGCUGCUGCCAUUUCAGCCAUGGGUACUACCUACAGGACGAACCGCCUUGUGUUGUGGACAAAGGGAAAGGUUGUAAGGUAAGGAAAUGGAAAAUGCUGAACCGUCACCACGGCGACAAUAAGCAGAAGAGUCCGUGCAGGGAGCAGGAGAUGGACAUGCAUGCAAGCUGCUCCUGGUCAGUGAGGGCCACCCCACUUCUGGCCACGCCCGUCAUGUUGGAGUGCUGUGUCUGCAGUGGACCUUUCGUCACCUACGCCAUGGAGGAGGUGUGGCAGCCCAGAGAGCGCACUCAGGCAAUGGACCUGUACUAUCCCAGUGUUCCUGUCCCAGAGACAAGCUACUGCUGUGCUAAUGACUCAGCUUUCAUGAAACAGAGAAGAAUGGGACUGAAUGACUUCAUUCAAAAGCUUGCCACAAACUCCUAUGCCUGCAAGCACCCUGAAGUCCAGUCUAUUCUCAACAUGAACCCCCCUCAAGAAGCAGAGCUCAUGAAUGCAAACCCCUCCCCUCCUCCUAGCCCAUCACAGCAGAUCAACCUGGGGCCAUCUUCAAACCCCACCGCCAAACCCUCUGAUUUCAACUUCCUCAAAGUUAUUGGAAAAGGAAGCUUCGGGAAAGUGCUCCUGGCCAGGCACCGGAGUGACGACAAAUUCUACGCUGUGAAAGUUUUGCAGAAGAAGGCCAUUUUAAAGAAGAAAGAGGAGAAGCACAUCAUGUCAGAGAGGAAUGUGCUCCUGAAGAAUGUGAAACACCCUUUCCUGGUGGGGCUCCACUACUCCUUCCAGACAGCAGACAAACUCUACUUCGUCCUGGAUUAUAUUAAUGGAGGAGAGCUGUUUUAUCACCUGCAGAGAGAGCGCUGCUUCCUGGAGCCGAGGGCCCGUUUCUACGCGGCGGAGAUCGCCAGUGCGCUGGGCUAUCUGCACUCUCUAAACAUCGUUUACAGGGACUUGAAGCCGGAGAACAUCCUGCUGGAUUCUCAGGGACACAUAGUGCUCACCGACUUUGGCCUGUGCAAGGAAAACAUUGAGCCCAACGGCACUACGUCCACUUUCUGCGGCACACCGGAGUACUUGGCACCAGAGGUUUUGCACAAACAGCCGUAUGACAGAACAGUGGACUGGUGGUGCCUGGGAGCAGUGCUGUAUGAGAUGCUGUAUGGACUGCCUCCUUUCUACAGUCGCAACACUGCAGAGAUGUAUGACAACAUCCUGAACAAGCCCCUGCAGCUGAAGCCCAAUAUCUCCAAUGCAGCACGCCAUCUGCUGGAGGGAUUACUGCAAAAGGACCGGACCAAGAGGCUGGGCUGCACUGAUGACUUUACUGAGAUCAAGAAUCACAUGUUCUUCUCCCCAAUCAACUGGGAUGACCUGAAUUCCAAGAAACUCACGCCUCCCUUCAACCCCAAUGUGACUGGCCCUAAUGACCUGCGACACUUUGACCCGGAGUUCACUGAUGAGCCCGUCCCCAAUUCCAUCGGAUGCUCGCCGGACAGCACUCUGAUCACGGCUAGCAUCAAGGAGGCAGCCGAGGCUUUCCUUGGAUUCUCAUACGCCCCGUCAAUGGACUCUUACUUAUAAUUCGGAAUGACAGACUUGCCCAUGGGUCUUCUUCUUCAAAAAAUCUCACUGGAAGAGGAAAUAUUUGCACAUUGCUUUGAGGCAGCUUUUUGGCCUUUAACUUUGAGAAUGGUCUGACUUAACAACGAGACGUCCUCAUUAAGCACAGUUCUCUUCCGCCAAGUCAGGAGAUCUGUGCAAAUCAUCGUUACCGCAGAGGAAUUACAGUGGCAUCAACUGCUACCAAGAAGAUACUAAUGUAGUUUUCAUGUUUUUGUUUCCAUUGUCACGAAGGAAGACCCCCUUGAACUGAAUGUUACAAGGAUAUUUUGUAAGGUGCCUUUUCUGUCUGACCAUAGCUUGACCAGAUCUGAACGUGUUCCUCAUCUGAUGGACAACUUCAGAACCUGUGGUUGAACUUUCCAGUGUGAACGUUGAUGUUUGCGGUUUUUGGUGUCACUUAAUGUUCAUGACACCAGACUUACUGUUUUAAUAACUGACCAACACUGCAGUGUGGGGCUCUCCAUUGUCUGCUUCUUCCACAUAUGGAAAAUGCAAAAUUUGCUGUAGAAUUUCAAUUCUAUUUGAAAAAUUUGUUUGCUGACCCACAAAAUGCUAGAGAAAGCAUUGCUGCUACAUUUCUUGUAAAUACGGACCUGGACAAAAAAAAAAAAAGAAAAAAAAUUUAAAAAUGUCCCAUCUGGAGAGUCAUUAUCACAGUCUUCCAUUGCCUAUUUAUGUAUUAAUGUUGUACAGUUGGGCAUUACUGUGCGUCUAAACUUGACAUUCCAUUUAAUAUUGCUGUGCACCAGUAUUUAAGUUCAUAUGU
This is a messenger RNA of Megalops cyprinoides (Indo-Pacific tarpon), 2752 nucleotides long. It is a transcript of the gene sgk1, whose product is annotated as serum/glucocorticoid regulated kinase 1. The transcript has 13 exons. Gene Ontology annotation, biological process: protein phosphorylation. Gene Ontology annotation, molecular function: ATP binding; protein serine/threonine kinase activity. Lineage: Eukaryota; Metazoa; Chordata; Actinopteri; Elopiformes; Megalopidae. The coding region runs from base 166 to 1944 and encodes 592 amino acids. The record is from RefSeq and is a predicted model, not a curated record.